CCCUCCCUAUAGUGUGUAUUGUGGAAAUUAAAGAUGGCGCCUUCACACGUCCUCAGAUGUUGUCAGCGGGGUCUGGCUUGGAUACCGGUUAUAUUUAUCGCUUUAGUCGUGUGCUGGUCGUAUUAUGCUUACGUUGUGGAGCUGUGUGUGUUCACGGUGCCGAGUCUGGGAGAGAAAGUUAUCUACUUGGUUGUUUUUCACCUCUGCUUCAUCUUGUUUGUUUGGUCUUAUUGGAAGACCAUCUUCACCAGACCAACAAAUCCAUCCAAAGAGUUCUGUUUACCCAAAGCUGAGAAGGAGCUUUAUGAGAAAGAAGAGCGUCCAGAGACCCAGCAGGAGAUCCUGAAGCGAGUGGCGAGCAGUCUUCCGCUCUACACGCGCACCGGCGCCGGAGCCAUCCGCUACUGUGACCGGUGCCAAGUUAUCAAACCCGACCGGUGCCACCACUGCUCCGCAUGUGACAUGUGCGUGUUGAAGAUGGACCAUCACUGCCCAUGGGUGAACAACUGUGUAGGGUUCUCCAAUUACAAGUUCUUCAUCCUGUUCCUGGCGUACUCGCUGCUGUACUGCCUGUUCAUCGCUGCCACGGUUCUGCAGUACUUCAUCAAGUUCUGGACACUUUGCCGGAGGAAAUCGGCAGAGAAUUGUCCAAAGAGUGAGCUGCCCGACUCUCACGCCAAAUUCCACGUGCUGUUUCUCUUUUUUGUGGCGGCCAUGUUCUGCAUCAGCAUCCUCUCGCUCUUCACUUACCACCUGUGGCUUGUAGGGAAGAAUAGAUCCACGAUAGAGGCAUUUCGAGCGCCCGUGUUCAGGAAUGGACCGGAUAAAAAUGGGUUCUCGCUGGGCUUCAGCAAGAACAUCGCUCAGGUGUUCGGAGACCAGAAGAAGUUCUGGCUGCUGCCGGUGUUCACCAGUCAGGGAGACGGUCUCACGUUUCCAACCCGACUGGUGGCCAGUGAUCCGGAGCAGCCAACAGUAGUCGUACAACCUGACCACCUGAGCCAAAGUGUUGAAGGUGAGCAGUGUAAUCCUCUCAGCGAGUCUCAGAAACAUCUGCUCAAUAACGAUCUCCACCACGAGGACAUCGUCGUAACGGCUGUAAAGCCUGAUGAAAGUGACACCAUCACGGUCUCCAUGGCUGGCGAGUCUUAGCCAGGGUUCGUGGUCGUGAAACUAUGGCGGAGAGGAACAGCCAUCAAACGUGAUGCCUUAAACAACUCCAUCACCUCUGCAGCAGCUUCUCGUCUGAGUGCAUUCGUUCAGCGUUCAGACAAAUUUGCAUCCUGAUCACUAAAACGUUUUUUGGUUUUUCAAAGCAAACGCAUUUUAUCUUCACACUCACUCACGAACUGGUGCGGUUCGUAUAAACCUGUUGGUUGUUGACCAGAAAAAUGCGCACUACCGUAGUAUUGUUAGGGGCGUGUCAUUCCCCCGGCAGUAUCUCAUCUGAUGUUUACAUAGCGCGGAGUUUAUAAACUUAUAAAGUGUAGUGCUUUUUUUUAUGGCGUUGACCAUUAACUCUAUUUUCUCUCCAAGAUACGAUUAACAAUUUAUUAUGUUUGAGGUUGAGGUGACAGGAUCGCACUUUUGCACGUUGAAAUUCCAGUUAUCAAACGUUUAAAUGACGUUUAUAUAUAUAUAUAUAUAUAUAACACACACCCUACCAGUCAAAAGUUUAGACACACUUUUAUUUUUCCUCAAUACAUUUUAGAAUAAUAAUAUAGUCAUCAAAACUCUGGAGGAACACAAAUGCAACAAUGGGAAUUAUGUUGUGAUAAAAAAAUCCUAAAUGAAUCUAAAUAAUUUAAUAUUUUAGCAUCUUCAAAGUCGACACACUUUUUGCUGAGAAUUUCCAGAAAUGUAUUCGUGGCGUUUUCUCUGUGGAUUUCUUGAGUUAUUUCCCUGAGAUGAUUAUUAAACAGUAUUAAAGGAGUUCACAUCGACACUGGACUCUUAUCAGCUGCUUUUUGGGGUAUUUCGCUCUGAGUGGUCCGUUUAAAUAAAGAUUAUUUUGUAAAUAAUAUGUUAGUUUUGUAAUGAAAGAAACGAAUACAUCGGCACAAUUAUAGCUUUGUCUACAGCACCGCUGUCAAACGAUUAAUCAUACACCUUCAGAUCAAAAGGUUUUUGAGAUCUUGAGAAACAUUUCAGUCGAGUGUCCACAAACUUUUGAUUGGUUGUGUGUGUAUAUAUAUAUAUAAUAUUCUCACCCAUCAAAAACAAAAUGUUCUGUCACAAUAUUAAAUAUCGUAUUUCUGGGUGGAUAACAGAAGGGACGCUGCACUGGAAUAAAAGUAUUAUGAGAGUUUUAUGUAAACGGUAUAUUUGGGGGGGGCACUGUUAAAUUUCAUUUAACUUUUGAUUAAAUAACAAAAUACGCAGAUAUCCCAUGCACAAAACUAGACGCUCCUUUUUAUUGUACUACAAUGGUUAAAGUUGGACUUUAAAAAAGUUUAUUCAUUAUUAAAGUUAAAAAUUUUCCUCUAAUGUUGGAACGUUGCGAUUUUCAGGGUGUUGUGUGUUUAAAAUCGAUGUUUUACGUGUUAUUUUUAAUGAUUUAAAAACAGUAUUGAUUAUGCUCUUGUAGGGUUGAUUAUUAUGAUUAUCGUAAUGUAGAUUCACGGGCGCCGUUUAAGAAAUGUGACCGUUUCGGAAUGCCGCUGAAGCGAAACGGAGGCGUGGGUGGAGUUAUUAGGGUGAUGUGGUUAGAUCAUGUAGCAAGUCUCAAAUUUAACAAACCGGUUUUUCUGUACAGAACGAACAAGAUGUACGAAACUAAUCGGGAAAACAAUAUCUCAUGACGGACAGGAGUUAAAAGCUGGAAAGAACUUUAAACUGCACCUAUUAUAGUUUUUUCAGAUAUUAUCUUUAUACGUAUCUCUAUACGUAGCUGUUUGUGAAUGUAAAAACGUCUGCGAAGUUUCACAAAUCAGAGUUUGAUGAAGGAACCAAUUCUGAACAGCUGAAACAAGUCGUUAGUGAUUCCAGAUUUACUUCCUGUACUAACCUACGUAGGUUUGUAACAAUAAGCCCCGCUGCUUGCUGACACCGGUGUACCAAUCACAACAGACUGGGACAUCUGACCAAUCAGAGCAGCAUAUGCUCUCUGAAAGGAGGAGUUUAGAGUGAAUCCAUAGGACGGAUCAUUGAACGAGUCGUUUGUGACACUGGGGGAAAAGGUAACGCUGCAGUUCAAAUUAUGAGCAUGUUAACGUGUUUUUGACCUUGGAUGUGUGUAAAUCUAUUGUAUGAGAGCUUUAAAACAAAAUUACGCACAUUUCAAAACCAUAAUAGGUGCUUUUUAAACAAAUGCCGUUUGUGUAUGAAUCGAUUCUUUGAGUCGACUCUUUUAGCUGAACAUCAAGAACCGCCCUCCCUGUAGACGAUGCCAUUACUCCUGUAGCGUAAUGGAAACGUCUUUCCAAAUUCCGAGAUGUUUGUUAGCGUUAAAUUGAUUCGUUUUCAGUAAGCGAUUUAUAUCAGGUAGGGUCACGGUGAUUUUCGAUGUUCCUUACAUUAAUUAAGUCAAAUUAAACUUGAAACUCAUCGUUCAUUUUUUCAAAAUGUUCUUGCGCAUCCGAAUAUCGCAAAUUUAGCGAGGAGCCGAUUCUCAAAUGAUCUGAGUAGCCACUAAAAAGAGCAGAAUUCCCAUCACGAGUAUUCAGCACUUCCUAUCAGGAUGUGAGUUUUCCACCCGGAAGUCCUGGCAACCCACAUGUGUACAAAGAUUUCCUUUUUUUUUACGUUAGGGCUGUUAACAAUUCGAAUACUUUUUCUAAUUUUUAUAAUAUAUUAGGUCAGAACAACACAUUACGAAUGUGUUGAAUCUGGUGUUUUAGGUUUAGUUGUAUAACGCUGUAUAACAUACAUUUAGAUGUAUGUGUAAACGUUUUUGGGGUAAAUAACCCUUGGGUUGUUUAAUAUAGGAUUUACAUCGAGCUUUAUUUCACACAAUACAACCACUAUCGAUUUUCUAAUUGUGUAAAACGUGACCCAGUAUUUUUGCUAACGUCUGAAACGGUCGUUUUAUGGCUGAGUAUCCCCUCCGAAAGUAUUGGAAGGGCGAGGCCAAUUCUUUUUUUUUUUCUGAGAAAACUACGAAUAUUAGACGAUAGAUCAGAAUUUCAUCUCUCAUUUCCUGAUAUUUAAAUGUAGAUGUGUUAAACGACUUCAAACAUGCCACCUUUUUGUAUCAGACCACCCUAUUUUUAGGUGAGCGAAAGUAUAGGAACAGAUAAGUCUUGACGUAAACAACACUUAAUAUUAGGUUGCAUAUCCAUUACUCGCAGUAACUGCAUCAAUCCUGCGACUCACUGAUACCAAACUGUUGGUUUCUUCUUCUGUGAAGCUUCUCCAGGUUUUUCCUGCAGCUUCUUUCAGUAGUUGUUUGUUUCGGGGGGUUUCUUCCUUCAGUCUCCUCUUCAGGAGGUGAAAUGCUGAUCAGCUGGAUGAAGGUCUGGUGAUUGACUUGUCCAGUCUAAAACCUUCCACUUUUCCCCCUGAUGAAGUCCUGUGCUGAGGUGGAAGUGUGUUUUGGAUCGUUGUCUUGCUGCAUGAUGAAGUUCCUCCUGAUUCAUUCGAACACAUUUCUCUGUAAAUCUGCAGACAAAAUGUUCCUGCAGACUUCUGCAUUUAUUCUGCUGCUCCCAUCAUGAAUUCCAUCAUCAAUAAAGAUUAGUGAGAAUGUUCCAGAAGCAGCCAUGACGCUACCUCCACCAUGUUUCACAGAUGAGCUUGUAUGUUCUGGAUCAUGAGCAGAUCCUUUCUUUCUCCACACUUUGGGACUUUUCCAUUGCUUUAGAGGUAGAGGUUCAUCUUAGUUCCAGAACUUUCCAGAAUGCCUUUCUUGAUCCAAUACUUUUGAAGAGGACUGUAAUAUAAAGCACUACGUAGGGUCUCUAACCAAAUGAGGUAGCCUAUGUAGUGAGCAUAUAUCGUGAUUAGAAAGCCUGCAUGAGUUUGAUUGCAGGAACGCGACACAGUUUGUACCUUCUGGGGUUUGUGAGAAAUAUCGUGUGGCUACCGCUAAUGUCCACUCAUUAAUAUUUAUUAUACACUCAUUAAUAUUCGCAUACAUUUCAAUACUAAAUCUUUUCAAUUGAGUUGCACUGAAUUGGACAGCCCUAAUAGCACAGGUGAUGUGUUUUACAGGUGAUAUGACUCUCAUUAUAGAAGCUUCUUAAAAGUCUUAAAACUCGAAUCAGAACGUUUCUUCGAAAUUUAUUUGUAUUCUUUUUAGAAAAUAAUCCAAGUUUAUAUCUAAUCAAAUCCGUCUCCUUAUCUACAUUGCAUAUUCUAGAACUCUACUCCAAAAUUUAACCUCCAGUCAAAACAUCAAUCAAAUUGUGAUUUGUAAAUUGAUGUAUAUAAAUUGUGUAUCAACACAAACGUAAAAUGGUAUAAAUGAUGAGGCUUCAUAUAAGAGAGUCCACGUUUUUAUGCACAUUCAUAAGCUGCUCUUCUUUCGAAAAGAUUUCUUUAUAUAAUCAAUAUUUAGUUUUAGAUUUAUAUUUAGUUACUUAGACUGUUUUUAGUCGUACGGUCGAGUGCAAAAGUUUACACACCCCUACUUCUGAAGUGUGUAUUGGACGUAUCGUGUCUUUCUUUGUCUGUGUUUUUCUUUUCAGUUAUCUUUUUCCUGAGCUUUGGGUGUGUUUUUGUCUGUUUUUCCUACCUGUUUUCUGUAUCUCCUUCUCUAGUUCCAUGGAAGCUGAGUAUUUUGUGGUUUAGAGCAUGUGGGAGCUGUUUUCCUGAUUCCCACUGAUUCAUAUCUCGAAUGAUUAUGCGAUCGAACUUGUCCGAGCUUUGAAAAUCAAAAAAAUUUUUAAAAAAAGCAUUGCAAGUGUAGAUAUUUUUACAUCACACAAGAAUUUGGGAUUGUCGGCGUAAUAGAUUUCCCACCAUUUUGCGAUGAUCUUGUGUUAAUCAUAAUUAUUAGGUUUACAUUUUGUACGUAAGGCGGUGAGUCGAUAUUGAACAAUACCACUGAAUCUGCUACGAUUUAACACUUCGAAUCGGAUUAGUCGCCUCUGUUCAAAUCUGGUGGAGGUCUACCAUUAAUUCACUGAUGAUGAUGAUGAUGAUGAUGAUGUAGAGGAGCUCGCCUGUUAAAUUAUUUACACAUCAACUGCAAAAUAUGAAUCGAUUUUUUUUUUCCCCACCAGUAAUUUGUCCUUUUUUCAAUCGUUUAAGAUAGAUGCGUCGAUUCAGUUCAGUUGUUGCCUUUUGAUGCAUCGAUCUUUGAUCGUUACACCCCAUGAAAGUGAUUUACUGAACAAAACACACACACACACAAAAGGUGAUCGAUAAAACUUUUUAAAAUUAUUGCGAGUCCUGUAAAUAAAAGAACUACAGAAGGUUACAAACUUUUGAGCGUGCUAGUAAAUAUUCUUCCUGAUGUACAGUCGGUUAUUGUAAUAUUUAAUUCAGAGAGUCUUUUGUGUGUGUGUGUGUGUGUGUGUGUGUGUAAAAUAUAGAGGGGUUUUUUUUCAUCCAGAAAUUGAGGGGGGUGCUAACUUUUGCACUCAACCGUACAUAUCAGGCUCGUUAGUUUAAUAUCUGACUUUGGUCAUUUAAGGCUGCUGUGUUUUUUUUGCCAAAUAAAGGGCUGAAUAUCAGAGCUCAGAGUGUUUACAGCAGGGAAGUUCCUCUGUGUGCUCAUGCUGAAGCCCAGAAACACCAAGGACACCAAAUCCUUUUUUUUUAAUUAUUUUUAUUUUUAUUUUAUUUAUUUGACACUUCUGUGUUCAGUAUCCGUGCUGUCAGUCUUUACUCUGCUGGUGCUCGGUGUGUAUUUUUUUGUUUUGUUUCGUACCGUCUGGUCAGGUGUUUAAUCUAUAAAUUGUUGAAUAUCCAAAGUGCAACUGUGUUUAGGAAGGUGUGUGUGUGUGUGUGUGUGUGUGUGUGUGUGUGUGUGUGUGUGUGUGUGUGUGUAUGUAUUGUGGUGAUCAGUGUCAGAUUUUUAUAUGGAUCAGUACAGUAGGUGCGUCAGGAAGCUUGUUGGAGAAAUAAAGAACGUGUUGAAUAACAGAAAUCUGCUUUCACACUAGCAAGCGACGAAGCGUUCGUUUUCUGCGUACGUGUGCGACAACAGAGCCACGAUUUCCUCAGUUCUAUGCAAAUUAGGUAUGAUGCCGUAAAGAAGCGACAGAUCCGAAAACGAUCGGCGUGAACGCUUCGAUCUUCGAUCUUAUGCCGCAUGUGGUCCGGUCCGAUGUUUCUUCGGUUCCGCGCUCACUACUGUAGUUUCCUACUACGGUAAAAAAAAAAACGGAAGAGAAACUCUUCGAACCGGGGUUUUAUUCCGUCGUAUAAAAUGUGUGUAGAGACCGUCGGUGCCUCAGUUAGCCCGAUGUGCUAAUCUAAUCUGAGAACGAAGCCGAGCGCAUAACACGUAAAUCGCACGAGCGAUUUUCACGCUGAUUAACGAUUUAGUUAUUUCUUUUGUGUUUAACUCGUUAGCGUUAGACGUGAUACGAAUCUACUAGGGUUGUCCUCUAUAAGCAGGAAACGCAGGGCGGGAUGGGACACGCUCACAGGCCACAGCCCGAGAAGUGACGCAAGCGAUUUAUCACGUUGUAGUCUGAACGUACGGUCAGAGCAUACAGAAUAUUACAAUUUUGUAUUCUUUUUUUUAUUUAUUUUUUUUUCCAUGUUGCAGGCGGGUACAAAAAACAAACCCAAUAAGGAGUCUGUGAAUAAACACCAGUCACACACUUGGCUCUGUCUCACAACGCACAACACCGAUGGAGAGAUUUCCGAGCUCAGAAUGUUGAGAAACACUAAACUGAUGUAUUUUUCUAUGAAUCCAAAUAUAAAGGUAAAUAAUUGGAGGCUGUACAAUGCGGUAAAGUGUAAAGAAUGUUUCAGUUGUGUAAAGAACAGCAGACCGGUCUCGUACCACUCUGUCUGGUCUCGUACCACUUCAUGUCUCCUUUUUUUUGUUGUUGUUGUUGUUGAUUUUUUCCCCCCGUAAACGCUGCCGUAAAGUUUUUUUUUUCCUGAGAUCCGACACGUUUAAAGCAGGUCUUUUGCUUUUUUUUCUUUUUCGCUCCAUCUUGCUUCCUCCUUCAGUCACAGCACUGAUUAUUUUAUUUAUUUAAUGUUCGAUAAAGCAGUUUUCUUCCUUUUACACCUUUAUAAGCCAUACUGAAUUCUCAAUUCUGAACUUUUCAAGUACUCUUACUUUGGACCAUUUUCUAUUUACUUUUUACAAAACAAAAAAAAAAAAGAAGGGGGGAGGGGGAAUCCUGUGGGGUUUUAUGGCAUGUAGAGUAGCUUAUAUUUGUACCCCGCUUAUUGAUUUAUUUAUUUUUUUUGUCAAAUGUUUCAGGAUUUACACAAAAUAUUGAAAAUACUGUAAAAUGUUGAUCUCACGUCUAUUUUUCUUGUCUGAUUAAUUUGAAUCUUGAUAUUUUGUGAAUGAAGUACUUGCUUAUUAUGUGAACAUAACUAAAAUAAACGUGCUUUUAUAGGAAAAAAAAAA
Messenger RNA from Ictalurus punctatus (channel catfish), 8485 nucleotides. It is a transcript of the gene zdhhc20b, whose product is annotated as zinc finger DHHC-type palmitoyltransferase 20b. Gene Ontology annotation, biological process: protein targeting to membrane; peptidyl-L-cysteine S-palmitoylation; synaptic vesicle maturation. Gene Ontology annotation, cellular component: endoplasmic reticulum; Golgi apparatus. The record is from RefSeq and is a predicted model, not a curated record. The coding region runs from base 34 to 1152 and encodes 372 amino acids. The transcript has 14 exons. NCBI's taxonomy places the organism in Eukaryota, Metazoa, Chordata, Actinopteri, Siluriformes, Ictaluridae. Gene Ontology annotation, molecular function: protein-cysteine S-palmitoyltransferase activity.